AUGGCGCCGACAGCAGAGAAUGGCGUUAUCUCACCACUGUUCUCGCUUGACGAAGACGCUGAAGCGUCUGUGGUUACUCAGUCGGAGCCAACCCGCGAGAUUCCCGUGCCUAUCACUACUUGCUUCUUCGAUCUGGAUGACACUCUGUAUCCCAGUAGCGGUGGCCUUGGCUCAGCGUGUGUGAAGAACAUCGAAGAUUACAUGGUUCAACGCCUGGGCUUCUCAGCAGACACAGCAGGCGAGGAGGCUAUCAGGUUGUACAAGGAACAUGGCACCACAAUGGCUGGACUCAGGGCGGAGGGAUACGCCUUUGACUUUGAUGACUGGCAUGCCUUCGUCCACGGCCGGCUGCCAUACCACCUGCUAAAGCCAGACCCCGCCUUGAGGCACCUGCUCGACUCACUUCCUCAACGCAAAUUUGUAUUCACCAACGCAGAUCGUGCCCACGCCAGUCGCUGCCUGCACCAGCUGGGCCUAGAGGGCUGCUUCGACGCCGUGAUUGCAUUUGAAGACGUCAUGGCGCAGCUCCCCGCCCUGCCCUUCUCCCAGCGAAACAACUUCCACCCCUCGUCCGCCACCUCUCACACCACUCACAGUUCUGACACCCCCAAUGGCUCGGACAAAUCUGACAACUCUGACGGAUCUGACAGUCUUCUGGACUCCGACCAUGACCUGCUGGCUUCCUCCCUGCCUCCCAUUCCCUGUACCUCCUCCACUGCCUCCCUCCCCUCGGCUAACCUGUCAAGUGAUUGCACCGAGGGCAGUGGCAGCAGUGGCAGCAGCUCUCCAGAGCGGUUGCUACCAGUCAUUAUCCAGGAUCAGCAAGAAGGACCAAAUGAGCAGCAGCAGCAGCAGCAGCAGCAGCAGCGUGACUUAGAGCAGCAGAACCCCAAACAGGUGAACCUUCCUCACGUGCCACCUUUCCGCUGCACCAGUCGCCGCUGCGUCAGUGCAGAUGCGCUGGUGGAGCAUGCUGCUUCUCACCCUCCCACAGCACACACUCAUCGUGCUGGACCGCUCAUCUGCUGCAAGCCCCAGGCGGAGGCGUUUCACCGGGCAGUGGUUGGGAUCGCACAUGCUGACCUGCACAUAUCGAUCUUCUUUGAUGACAGCACUCGCAACAUCGCAGCAGCCAAGAGAUUUGGCAUGCAUACAGUUCUGGUUGGAACAUCACAAAUAUCAGCAGAAGCUGACUAUGCUAUAGCAGAUAUCCAUGAAAUGAAGAAGCAGAUUCCUGCAUUGUGGAAAGUGUCCAAAAGCAAUGUGACAGACACGGUGACGGACGGUGUUAGGGAGUCUCCAUGCAUCUGCCAUCAAAACAGAAACCUGGGCCUUGUGUUGGCUUGA
Messenger RNA from Closterium sp. Yama58-4, 1347 nucleotides. NCBI's taxonomy places the organism in Eukaryota, Viridiplantae, Streptophyta, Zygnematophyceae, Desmidiales, Closteriaceae. The record is from the annotation of a GenBank genome assembly.